CUUGGAUCCCGCCAAAAAAACUCCGACCAAUAGAAAUAAUUAAAUCAUCCUGACAAAUAGAUCUCCGCCGCGAGUGCUGUUCCGGUGCAGAUCCAUUCCCCUUACCGAAAAUAAACAAAAAGAGAGAUCCCCCCGGCAUGAUGUAUGGGAGAAAAGGGUAUCAGCUGGUUAAAGAUUUUGCCAGCGGGGAGAAAGGCCUCCUCAAACCUUUCAAUAGCAAGCUUUUUGACGAGACAAUAGAAGAAUGCGAGCAGAAUCACGGUCUCAUCCAGUCUCUCAUAACGAAAAUGCAACAAGAAGGGUUGGAUGUUCAAAACAACAGAAACGCUGACCACUAUGGAGCACUUGUUCAUCACCUUUCUCUCACCCGCAACAAGCGCUGCCUCAUGGCCUAUGUGCACAAUAGAGCAGAGAUUGUUCGUGAUUUGGCGUGGAGAGUUGGUCUUGUACUUCUCGAACUUCCACCUGAUAUCCAAGAGAAACUCACCGCACUUGAGAAGGACUACUUCAAGAACCAUUCCAAAGCUAUCAAAUCGUACAUGGGGAAGCUAGGAAUCGAGUUGAAUGUCGAUAUGGUGCCUCCAAAAGAUCCUUACAUCAAGAUCAGAGUUGUGGGAGAUAUCGACCAAGGAAUUAUGAUGAGUGAUAAGACAACAAAUUUUACCCGUCACUCUAUGCAUUUCCUCAAACGAACUGAUGCAGAACCUUACAUUGCUCGGAACCAGUUAACUUAUCCGCCUUGUUUAAUUGGUGGGAAGAUUUAAAAUACUGCUAGCAAGCAUUAGCUUAUUCAAAUAGGUAGAAACACGUUGUUUAUAGCCUGCUAAUGAUAAAAUAAAAAUUAUAUCUAAAGAAAGGGAAACAAGAGUUUUCUUGGAAGUAGGAAGUGUAGUAGGGUUUAAAAUCGAUGUAAAGAUGAAUGUUAGUGUAGUGUGACCCUUGGAGUUUCCUCAAGAAUACUGGCAAACCAUUGUUAUGGUUUCUUUGGUCGACCAUUAGCUUUGAGUUUUUGAUGCUUUUUUCAUGAUAUGCAACUAUCAUUGCACUUUUUCC
Eruca vesicaria subsp. sativa (arugula) is the source of this 1053-nucleotide messenger RNA. The record is from the annotation of a GenBank genome assembly. NCBI's taxonomy places the organism in Eukaryota, Viridiplantae, Streptophyta, Magnoliopsida, Brassicales, Brassicaceae.